AUGUUAAGCUUUCUGCAGCAAAAGGAUAAUCCUGACGAGUCUCACGAAUGCUUGGAAAAUUGCAUGAAUGCUAUUUAUAAUUUAGACAAGGAGGUUCGUCAAUGCUACGCUGAAAACAUCAACUAUGGGAAGAAUGAGCUCGCAAGAAUAAUGUUACUUGAUGGCUGCUUCAUCUUAGAACUCUUCCUCAGGUACUACGCCAAGAGAGUGGAAAAAGAAGACGGCCCUGAUCCAGUACUAAAAAGUGCUUGGAUGAUCGCGGCUCUUCAGCAUGAUUUGGCUUUGCUUGAAAACCAAAUCCCUUUCUUUAUUCUCAAACGUUUGUAUGACACUGUCCACCCUCGUGUAGUGAUCAACGGCCAUGAAGCACCACACUCGGUUGCUGGUCUUGCUCUCAUGUUCUUUCAACCUUUGAGCGGAAAGCCGAUAGCUAAAGAUCAACACGAGCUGGGGACAGACUUCAAGCACUUGCUUGAUCUCUUGCACAAAUUCUACUUCCUCAGAGUUGGAGUGCCUGGCCAUGAGGUGUCAAUUAAGAUCAAGGUCAAUCAUGUGGAAUUGGUUUCCAAGGUUAAAUCACAACAAUCUGCAUGCCUUUUUAUGAGAAAAAUAUUUAAGAGAAGAAAGCAACAAACUGCUUCAUGCCUUCCCGAACCUGAUGAGCCAGCAACAAACAACAAGUGGGGAUUCAACUAUUGCGCUUCGGAACUUUUGGAGUCUGGGAUCCAGUUUCAGAUUGGUUCUUGGGAGGACAAUUUGUUGAACAUAACAUUCAGCAACGGGGUCAUCAGCAUUCCCCAGUUGAUCAUUGACGAGGCUACCAGUUCAGUGUUCAGGAACCUCCUUGCCUUCGAGCAAUACAGCCUUAGCUCUACACAUGGCGUGACGUCGUAUGCCUUCCUCAUGAAGAGUCUCAUCCGUUCCUCAGCGGACAGCAAGCUGCUCCGAGAAAAAGGGAUCAUAAGGCAUAAUAGGAUUGGAGACCAUGAGUAUUUGAGUCAGUUCAAGGAUAUUCUUGAUGAAGUUGUUGUGAAGGACGACUUCUAUUUUGAUAAAUUGCGAGACCAAGUGAACGAGUAUUGCACGUCCUGGUGCAGCUUGAGCAAGCUUCAAGUAUUUCUGAGGGUGCGAUUUCUAAGAGAAAUAAGGGUCCUUUUCAGCACCUACUUCUCUUCCACAUGGAGUUUCACAUCUUUCCUGGCUGCGUUUGCCCUUCUCAUUCUCACUUCCAUACAAACAUACUACACCAUUCACCCUCGCAGAUGA
Messenger RNA from Prunus avium (sweet cherry), 1266 nucleotides. The record is from RefSeq and is a predicted model, not a curated record. Lineage: Eukaryota; Viridiplantae; Streptophyta; Magnoliopsida; Rosales; Rosaceae.